This is a messenger RNA of Funneliformis mosseae, 3741 nucleotides long. The record is from the annotation of a GenBank genome assembly. NCBI's taxonomy places the organism in Eukaryota, Fungi, Glomeromycota, Glomeromycetes, Glomerales, Glomeraceae.
AUGUCUGCGGAAAACCUAAUAAACAUCAGAAAUCCUUCACGUAAACCAUUGCCUGCUUUACCGACGGGAAGGUCAAUUUCAAAUUUAAAGUCUACAAUAUCUUUACCAUCAACUUCAUUUACCCCAAUACAAGGUUCAAGCGAUGUAUCAUUAGAUAGUAUUUCAUUAGGUCAUUUACGUAAUAUUUUAAAACAAAGCCUACAUAAUUGUGCCCUUGAUACCAAUCCUUGGGAAACUGUUAUCUGGGGAAUUAUACUCGAUAUCGCCGAAACAGUUCCAAAAGCUAUAGAAGCAAUUUAUCAACAUGAAAUGAAAAAACAAAAAAUUCAAAAUAAAUUUAAAGAUGAAUCAAAAUUUGUAAUAACUUUAAAAAAAGAUGGUGGGAAACCUACGGAUUCACAUUUUGUUUAUAAUUAUUUUGACGGCGAACUUCUAUUUAAACGUGAAAAUGAUGAAGAAUUAAUGGUUUAUGUUGUGUGUAAUUUGAGACUUGAGGUGUGUUUAUUUAGGGAUCAUUUCAUUUCAAGAGAUGAUACAAAAGAUGGUCAAGGCGCUGAGGAUAUUCAGAAUAGAUUAAGAAAUUCCAGACGUACUUCAAAAUCUUCAUGGCUUGGAUGGCUGAUGAAACAUAAUAACAUGUCAAAUAUUAGAGAUCAUGUAAACAAAUCUCAUGAAAAGCAUGGAUCCUUGAUGAGGAAAUCUUCAUUCAAAAGAAAUCAGAUUUCAAAAUCAUCAAAUAAUUCGACUGGAGCGACGAUAAAUACUGAGGAAGAGAUGGAUAUGUCAAUUUUAGCUAAAAACAAAUUUGCAAAGGCAAUUCAUCAAAUGGAAAAUACUAUACUUUCAUCAUCUCCGGGAGUGAAAUUUCCUCCUCCGCAUGUUUUAAUGCGUUUAAGAGAUGAAGAAACAGAGAUCCGUCUUCAUACAAACGAAGAUGGUACGUUUAAGUCAUUUGCUGUAAAAGAUGCUUUGGAUUUAGCUAAUGACUUCUCAAAUGGAAAUGGGGCGGCUUCCACGAAAAAUUCUACUGGAAAAUAUCGUACUUAUGCAGCGAUUACUGGGUCGAGUCAGGUUUCGCAGGAUUUCCGAUCGGGACUUACAUAUCUCAUGACAAAUAAUAAUUCAUUGAAUUGUGUAUUCAAACAUCAGGCAUUAUCAUGUUCUUUCGCAAGGUUUUGGUCACCGACUUCGAUAUCGCCAUGUCAUAAUCAUGAAAUAACCACAAUGGAAUAUUAUAACAAGAAUUGUGAUCACCCCGAUAGAUGCCUUGGAGAAAUUAUUAAUCUAUUAUGCGAUCAAGCUCAUGAAAUUUGUGAAGAUGCAUCAUGCGAUCAUCCUGGACUCGAUCAUAUUAGCACGUAUACUCACAAUACAGGGAGGAUCAGUAUAACGAUUGAAGAAUUACCAGAUCAAAAGUUAAAACCCUUAUCCGAUAGCAUUUUAAUGUGGACACAAUGUGAACCGUGUUCCAUGAAAACUCCAAUCGUGCAAAUGUCACGUGCGACUUAUCUUUAUUCAUUUGGAAAAUAUCUCGAAAAUCUAAUUUACAAUGAAGAUUUUACCCCUAAAACUUUAUGUUCGCAUUUUGAUUCUUUGGUCAGAUGUUUUCGCCGAGGAGAUUUGGUCGUGAAAAUUGGAUGUGAACACGUUGACUUAUUUGAAAUGCGUUUGCCGAAAUUGCAAAUUAGUCAAGGAGAGACUCCGAUAAUACAUACUUUAGGUGAAGCCGAAGAAAUUGAUAAACUUUUUGUUAUUAGCAAUGAGGAUGAGAUGAGAUUAUUUGAUGAGACAAGAUUGGAAAUCACAUAUUUUUAUGGUGGCGUUAAACAACAUAUAACAGCAUUAGAAGAAUACUUUGACUCUUUGUCUCCUAAUGAAACGGACUCUAGUUCCAAGGGAAACAUUGCCAUCAAAGUUAAUGGUAAUGAUGCUGAUCCUAGUGAAGAGCAAAGUUAUUUGAAAUUGUUGGAUGAUAUGGCAAAAGAUUUUCGUGUUGACGAGUUUGAACUUUAUGAUAUUCUUAAGGAAACAAAGGCUACUGUUUUGAAUGAUGUGCGGAAAUUGUUUGUCGAGAAAAUUCAUUCAACAAAAAAACGAUUGUUGGAUUGGCAAAAAGCUCACGUUCGUGAAGAAAAUUUAGAAAAAUUUUCGAAUAUUGAAUGGGUUGAGCCGGAAUAUGCAAGUUCAAGUAACUGCCAUGUUUUCCCUGGAUCUCCUAUCAUAGUUAGAGAAGAUGAACCUAGUUCUAUCAUCGCAUUUACAUUAAGUUCAAGGGAUUAUUUAAGAGAAUCGUCACUUAUGCGACAAAAUGUUAGAUUAUCAUUUACACAAUCGGCUCCAGUAACCCCCAUGUCUGAAUAUCAUCAACCUCAAGUUUCCAACUCAUUCUCAACGUUAAUUACUUCAUUAAAAAGUCCAUCCACAUCGAAUCUCACGUCAAAGAAAGAUUUAUCGACAGAUUCAGAAGGAUCCAAUGGACUUCAAUCUUUAGACCAGUAUAGUUCCACUAUUCGACGUAAACAUGUUAAAGAUAAUACUUAUACAAUCCCUCAUGGAUUUGAUCUUGGAUCAUUUAAUUUAUCUCUUAGUAGUAAGGAAAAGAAAAAAGAUCCCGAAAAAGAAGCUGAAAAACAAACUACUACUAAAAAUGGAAAAUUUGGUGGAAUUUUUGGACAAAAGAAUGAAGAUUCCGAGAAAGCUAAAGAUGAGAUUUUCAAUGAAAAAGCACAGCAUAUCAAGGAGGAGCAGAAACCAGAAUCCGUUGUUGGUACCGAGAAAUUAUCAAAUGAAUCAAAUGAAAAACAAGAUGUAAAUGAAAAGGAUUUACCAAAAAAAAAGGAUGAGUCAACAUUUUCAUGGGGUCGGAAAACUCCAAAGGAAAAAGAAACUCCACAUUUAAAAUAUCAGUUUACGCAUGGAACGAAAAAAUUUUCGUGUACAGUGUAUUAUGCCACAGAAUUUGAUUCACUUCGACGUCGAUGUGGAAUUGAAAAUUUAUCCAUCGACUCUCUUUCUCGAUGUUCUUCCUGGAAAGUUACAGGUGGCAAAAGUUCAAGCAAUUUCUUCAAAACGCAAGACGAUAGACUUAUUAUAAAACAGAUGGUAUCAUCAUGGAGAAUCGGAGAAAAAGAAGCUUUAUUGAAAUUUGCACCAAAGUAUUUUGAAUAUAUGAACAAGGCUCCUAUCACGCCAUCAGUUCUUGCAAAGAUCUUUGGAUUCUAUACAAUAAAGAUUAAGGACUUAAAAAAGAAUAGCAAUAUCAUUAAAAUGGAUGUUCUAGUAAUGGAACAUUUAUUCUUUGAGAAAACCAUAACAAGCAAAUUUGAUUUGAAAGGAAUUCAAGAACGUCAUAUAAGAGAUCAACCUCAACAAGGAGAUGUGACAUUAUGGGAUGGUGAUUGGGUUGAAGGAAGAUAUAAAUCACGUUUGUUAAUACACUCACAUUCCAAGAAGAUUCUUCGAGAAGCAAUACUCAACGAUACAAAAUUCUUAGCAGAUUCCAAUAUUAUGGAUUAUUCAUUAUUAGUAGGAGUUGAUGGCGAAAAGAAAGAAUUAAUAGCAGGAAUUGUAGAUUUUAUUGGAGCAUAUACCUUAUAUAAGAAAAUUGAAAAUAGAGGUAAAACCAUUGGAAGAAAUGCAAAAGAAGUCACUGUUUUACCACCGGAUCAAUAUAAAGAUAGAUUCAGAGAUUCGAUAGACCAAUAUUUCCUGGCUGUACCAGGUGAGCAAAAUGACAAGUAG